Messenger RNA from Alternaria burnsii, 474 nucleotides. RefSeq lists its product as uncharacterized. The annotation marks the transcript as partial. The transcript has a single exon. The record is from RefSeq and is a predicted model, not a curated record. NCBI's taxonomy places the organism in Eukaryota, Fungi, Ascomycota, Dothideomycetes, Pleosporales, Pleosporaceae.
UCGAAGAAUACCCAAGACAUCCGCGAAGACUUCAUUACCGCGGUCUACCCCACCACGACGGCAAUCUUUGCUGGCUUGUCCACACAUCGAACAUUCGAAGAAAAGCACUUGUAUGAUGUGCUGCCUCAUCGCGACAGUGUACUGUACGCGAGUGACAUCGAUAGAGUGCGUCACCCCGUCAGGCGCUCCCCGAACGUAUCGUACAUCCGACGCAACGACCUGCGAAAGACAACACAAGACGAGAGAGCAGAGAGAACACCAUGGCAUACGAUUACGCAGACUGCCUGCAGCAUGUCUGUAGCACGCAGCAGGCAAUCGUGUCAUCCCGGCCGUCUUCCUCCGUGGGGCAGGCGCAAAGACGGAGGUCAAGUAUCGACAUGCAGACUCGCAACCGACGACCAGUGGCGCAACAUGAGCUUCUCACGACUCGGUGACACCUAUGACGAACGUAUGCCACGGCUACCUGAGGUAUGA